AUGGUCGAUCAUUUUAAAGAGCCUUUCGCAACCAGUGACCUCCAUAACUGGAAGGCACAAAACCCUAAGUUCUCUGAGAAGCUGGGGGGACUUAUUGACUUGCUAGAUUCUGUCCUUUUCACCCACCAGCCCACGUGGGACGACUGCCAGCAGCUUUUACAGGUCCUGUUCACAACUGAGGAGAGGGAAAGAAUCCUCAAUGAGGCCCGGAAAGUGGUUCCAGGCGUGGAUGGAAACCCAACCACCAACCAGGCCCAGAUAGAUGUUCUUCCCUUAACUAGGCCUGAAUGGGAUUUCAACACCGCAGAAGGUAAGAGGAGGCUUUUGGUCUACCGCCAGACUCUAAUGGGGGGUCUUCGAAUGGCUGCUAGAAAGCCAACUAAUUUGACCAAGGUAGGGAACGUACAGCAGGAAAGAGAUGAGUCUCCAGCUGCCUUUCUAGAGCGGAUCAUGGAGGCAUAUCGCACCUAUACCCCCAUGGAUCCAGAAGCCCCUGAGAAUAAGGCAGCUGUAAUCAUGAGUUUUAUCAACCAGUCAGCCACGGACAUUAGAAAGAAACUGCAGAGAAUAUAUAGGUUAGGAGAAAAGAGUUUUUGGGACUUGCUGAAAGUGGCUGAGAAGGUGUAUAAUAACCGAGAGCCCCCUGAGGAUAGACAAGCCCGUGCCAUGGUGGCUGCCAGUGACAAGCAGACCCGAAACCUGGCCAAGAUUCUGCUAGCCACCACCACGGAGUCCCCUGAGGAGCGGACCCGCCACCUUCGCCAGCUUGCCAAUGGCCAAGAAAGAGGUAAGGGGACUGCCCGGGGCGGGAAAAAGAAGCUGGAACGGAACCAGUGUGUUUACUGCAAAGAGAUAGGGCACUGGGUCCGAGAAUGCCCAAAGAAGGCCGGUAAAAAGGAAAACAAGACAGACUGGUUGGAGGUCUUGGAGCUGGAAGGACUGAGUGAUUAGGGGAGUCGGGGUUCGGGCCCCCUCCCCGAGCCCAGGGUAACUCUUAUAGUGGAGGGGACCCCUGUUGACUUCCUUGUCGACACUGGAGCACAACAUUCGGUCCUCCGCACACCUCAGGGGAAGCUAGCCAAUAAAAAGUCCUGGGUGCAAGGGGCAACUGGCAUGAGCCAAUAUUCAUGGACUACCCUAAGAACAGUAGAUCUAGGAAUGGGCCGGGUAUCCCAUUCCUUCAUGGUAAUACCAGAAUGCCCCUACCACCUAUUAAGACGGGACUUGCUAACCAAGAUUGGAGCCCAAAUAACUUUCAGACAAGGGGGGCCUCAGGUCACCGAUGGCAAAGGCCACCCUAUCCAGGUUCUGACUCUGAGACUGGAGGAUGAAUAUUGCCUCCACCAGGGGGCGCCCUCAGUAGAGAACAAUAUGGACGGGUGGCUGCAAGAAUUCCCCACAGCCUGGGCAGAGAUGGGGGGAGUAGGACUGGCCGCUCACAGGGCCCCAACCCUGGUAGAGCUAAAACCAGGGAGCCCGAUAAGAGUCAAACAGUACCCUAUGUCCCAGGAGGCUCAGAAGGGAAUCCAGCCUCACAUCCGGAGACUGCGAAGCCUAGGGGUACUGGUUCCGUACCAAUCUGCCUGGAACACCCCCCUCCUGCCAGUAAGAAAGCCCCACACUAAUGACUAUCAACCAGUCCAGGACCUCCGGGAAGUAAAUAAAAGAGUCCUGGAUAUACACCCAACCGUUCCUAACCCAUACACUCUCCUAAGCUCUCUGGCACCCUCUAGAGUCUGGUACACUGUAUUAGACUUGAAGGAUGCCUUUUUCAGCCUGCCGCUAGUGCCUCAAAGCCAACCCCUAUUUGCCUUCGAAUGGCACUACCCAUAGGAAGGCUACAAGGGACAAUUAACCUGGACGCGAUUGCCCCAAGGGUUCAAGAAUUCGCCCACCAUCUUCGACGAGGAGCUGCAUGAAGACCUCGGUGAGUACAGGAGAGAGCACCCCAGUCUCACCCUCCUUCAGUACGUAGAUGACAUCCUGAUUGCUGCCAAUACCGCCAAAGAUUGUGAGCAAGGGACCAAAGAUCUGCUGGCCACCCUAGGAACCUUAGGGUACCGGGCCUCUCCGAAGAAGGCUCAGAUAUGCCAAGAGAUGGUGAGUUACCUGGGAUAAUACUGGUUGUCAGACGCUAGGAAAGAGACAGUCUUGAAAAUCCCUACUCCCACCUCCUGGAGGGAGGUGAGGGAAUUCCUAGGAUCGGCUGGCUAUUGCCGCCUCUGGAUACCAAGUUUUGCUGAGAUCGCCAGGCCCCUAUAUGAAGCCACCAAGGAGGGGAAGGCCUUUGAAUGGACUGAGACAGAAGAAAUUGCCUUUAAUCAGAUAAAGAAAGCUCUUUUGGCUGCUCCAGCCCUGGGCCUACCAGACAUUACGAAACCCUUUCGCCUCUUUGUAGACGAGCGCAAAGGAGUAGCAAAAGGGGUUUUAACCCAGGCUUUAGGCCCCUGGAGUCGCCCGGUAGCAUAUUUGUCUAAAAAGCUGGAUCCCGUAGCCACCGGCUGGCCACCAUGCCUAAGAAUCAUUGCGGCAACCACGCUCUUAGUUAAGGAUGCCGACAAACUGACCCUGGGACAGGAGAUCUGGAUCACGACCCCGCAUGCCAUUGAGGGGGUCCUAAAACAGCCUCCUGAUAGGUGUAUGAGCAAUGCUCGCAUGACCCACUAUCAAAGCUUGCUGAUCAACCCCCCUAGAGUACGGUUCCAUCCCAGUGGGGCCCUCAACCCGCUACCUGACCCCGACCUAGAUGCCCGACUACAUGACUGUGCGGGAAUCCUAGAGCAGGUACAUGGACUUCGGAAGGACUUGACCAAUCGUCCCCUCCCUGAUGCAGAGGCCACCUGGUUCAUGGAUGGAAGCAGCUUCGUGCGGAACGGGUGCAGGUACGCGGGUGCGGCGGUGGUCACCGACACGAACACCGUGUGCGCGGAGGCUCUGCCCCCUGGGACGUCAGCUCAGCGAGCAGAACUCAUUGCACUCACCAAGGCACUGACACUGGGGGCUGGGAAACGGCUUAACGUUUACACAGACAGCCGUUAUGCAUUUGCUACAGCUCAUGUUCACGGGGCGAUCUACCAGGAGAGAGGGCUAUUGACAGCAGAGGGACGGACAAUAAAAAAUAAGCAAGAAAUCCUCGACCUGCUCGCGGCCUUAUGGCUUCCUUCCAAGUUAGCCAUAAUCCACUGCCAGGGGCACCAGAAAGCCAAUGACCCGGUAGCAAGAGGUAACCAAAAGGCUGACCAGACUGCAAAGGCAGUACCCCUUACCUCGGUCCCUACCAUGGCCUUACAACUACCAGACCCAGAGGACCCAGUCUUACCAGACCAGCCCAAGUACUCCCAGGAAGAGUUGCAAGGUAUCAGAAAGCUCCCCAGAGCCCAGGAAAUAAAGGGAUGGUGGCAUACACCAGAAGGGGAACUUAUACUGCCAGACCGGCUCGGGGACACGGUAUUAGUACAUAUGCACCGAUCCACUCACCUGGGAACCCGGAAAAUGAAGAACUUAUUCCGACAUGCCGGGAUCAAGAUUCACCAGCAGAAUACCAAGAUAGAUCAGGUUGUGUCUGCCUGCAAGACCUGUCAACUUACGAACGCAGGGGUCGGAUCAAAUGAAAAAGGGAUCAGGCUCAGAGGCACCAAACCAGGAGCACAAUGGGAGGUUGACUUCACUGAAAUUAAACCAGGGAAGUAUGGUUAUAAAUAUCUUUUAGUAUUUAUAGACACCUUCUCUGGCUGGGUAGAGGCAUACCCAACCAAGCAUGUAACAGCUCAGAUGGUGGCCAAGACUGCUGGAAGACAUCUUACCCAGGUAUGGUUUUCCUGCUAUGAUAGGGUCCGACAACAGACCAGCCUUUAUUUCACAGGUAAUGCAGGUAGUAACCAGGGCUAUUGGGGCAAAUUGGAAAUUACAUUGUGCUUAUAG
Molecule: messenger RNA, 3921 nt
Organism: Myotis lucifugus (little brown bat)
Lineage: Eukaryota; Metazoa; Chordata; Mammalia; Chiroptera; Vespertilionidae
Biological process (GO): virion assembly; proteolysis; DNA integration
Molecular function (GO): aspartic-type endopeptidase activity; nucleic acid binding; RNA-DNA hybrid ribonuclease activity
Source: RefSeq, a predicted model, not a curated record